UAAAUAGCCAGUUUCAGUGGUUGUCUAUACAUGUACAAGUAGUAUACUGUAUAUCCUUUUCACAGCAAGUUAUCUAUCUGAUUUGAAAACGGAGAUUUAAGAAACAUGAUGUUUGACAUGUUAGAAAUGCUCCAGGAUCUGGAGACAAAGUCAAAGAAAGAAUCCAGCUUGAAGGAGGAGGAGAAAAAACAAGAUGAUGAACUGAGACAACUGAAACUGAAAGUGACCAAGUUGCAGCAAAAGAAGAAGUGGCUGCAGCAACAACUCAGUAAAGAGUCUCCUCUACAACAAGUAGACAUAAACAACAUUGACAGUCUGGACAGAGAGGAGAAGUCAGAGCUCCUGGAUGCUGCUUAUGCUGCACAACAGAAAAAGUUGGAAGAGAUGGUCGUACUCCACAGACUAACAGGUAUUUCUAUCGACCAUAUUAAACCAGAGGCAAUACGAAUCUGCUGGGAUACCUCAUAUGGAGGGGAAUUCUUCGAGGCUUUCUAUGCCGAGGUGACCCGCUCCAGAGACAAGCUGACGGUGCAGCACCACUCCCUGCCGUACUUUCUUCCCAUCAACUCUCUGAUUACCAGACACCUGAAUACAGAUAUCACUGUGUUUGCAGAGACGGUGUCCAGGUAUCUGAAUGUGUUUGUAGAGAAGAGACAGGAAGCUGUUAAUGCUGAGAAGGAGUUUGGGUUGUAUAUGUCCAAGCCUAUUGCUGCCAGCCCGUCCUGUGACGUGAUUGAGUUCAGCCUGAAGCCCACCAUGGUCCCAGGAAAACUCCACACGCAGCUGUUCUAUAACGAUCUUCUCCAGCCUCUGCCCACUGAGGUAGAGGUGGAGUGGAGAGGUGAAGAGGGUGUGCUAUCCAGAGAAGAUAUAUUCAGAGUCAAACAGAUAUUUCUGUCAAAGUCAUUAUGCAGUGCUUUGGAAGAGUUGGUCACUAAAGUUUGA
This is a messenger RNA of Lingula anatina, 945 nucleotides long. RefSeq names its product centromere protein O-like. The record is from RefSeq and is a predicted model, not a curated record. Gene Ontology annotation, cellular component: kinetochore; Mis6-Sim4 complex. NCBI's taxonomy places the organism in Eukaryota, Metazoa, Brachiopoda, Lingulata, Lingulida, Lingulidae.